Messenger RNA from Teleopsis dalmanni, 789 nucleotides. RefSeq lists its product as uncharacterized. The transcript is spliced from 3 exons. Lineage: Eukaryota; Metazoa; Arthropoda; Insecta; Diptera; Diopsidae. The record is from RefSeq and is a predicted model, not a curated record. Bases 1 to 789 code for a protein of 262 amino acids. Gene Ontology annotation, biological process: proteolysis. Gene Ontology annotation, molecular function: cysteine-type endopeptidase activity.
AUGGAAACGGUUUCUAACUUUUUACCAGGUGUCGCGUUCAUAGUUAAUCAAAGUUUUUCACGUGCUAAUUCAGAAGUUGAUAUUGAAAAAUUAACUAAAACAUUUACAGCACUUAAUAUCACAGUGGUCGAUUGGUCGGAUAGAAACUGCGACGAUAUAAGAGAAUCUUUAAAAAAAUUGCAAACGGAUUGGGUUAAAUAUUAUGCACAUUUCGAAUAUGUUGUAAUGGCUUAUUUAUCGCACGGUUCAGAUGAUGAUAUAGUCAGGGAUCCUGUCAAAGCUUUCUCUAUACAAAACUAUUUAUUGAAACCUCUACAAACUAUUAAAGAGCUCAAUCACAAAUUAAAAUGGUUAAUAAUACAAUCAUGUCGAGGUGUAGAUGAUUUUCAGGAUGUUAUAAUAGAAGGAGAUGAGAAGGAAAUAGAAUAUUUUACCAAAUAUACAUUAAAAUCAUAUUCUACAGCAGAAGGUGGUACUUCGUUCCGGAACAGUUCUGGUUCAAUCUAUAUUGCAAAAUUGUGUGAAGAACUAGACAAAAAUGCUAAAGAUAAAGGAUUACUUGACAUACUUGAAGAUACCAGUUGUGCCGUUAGAAAUUACUUUAGUUCCCUUUUGUCUGAAAAUAUGCUUAUAAUGUCAAUCUUAAAUUCAGAUUCAGAGUCUUCUGAUACUGAAGUUUAUUCCAAGGAUGAAAACAUCACUCAUAUUCAACAAACCCCAACCACAAAUAGAAAUUUUACGGGGGAUUUCUAUUUCAAAUAUGGUUUCGUUUUUAAUAAUAAUAAAUAA